Molecule: messenger RNA, 478 nt
Organism: Musa acuminata AAA Group (dessert banana)
Lineage: Eukaryota; Viridiplantae; Streptophyta; Magnoliopsida; Zingiberales; Musaceae
Product: cytochrome c oxidase-assembly factor COX23, mitochondrial
Exons: 3
Coding region: 27-305 (92 amino acids)
Source: RefSeq, a predicted model, not a curated record
UUUCUUGGUCACAAAAAAGGAACCAGAUGUCUAGUCGUUCCGGUCCCAAACCGUGGGAUCCCUUCGCGAUGGCCGCAUCGGGCUCCUCCGCUCCUCUCCCUGCGUCUUCUGCCUCGCCAUAUCCCAGCGUUGCUAGGCUCGCCGACUCGCCUUGCUUUCCCCAGUACACCGCUUCCCUCAAAUGUCUCGAGGAUAAUUCUGACAAGAGCAAAUGUCAGCAGGAAUUUGACUAUUAUAAAGAGUGCAAAAAGAAAGAGAGGGAGGCUAGGUUAGAACGCAACAGGAAGAGGUCCUUUUUCCAGUAGGAAUGCAUACGGUGCGUCCUGCAAUAAGGUUUCACAGCAAUACAAUGGCCUGCACGAGUCUUCUGCUCGCAGAACACUGUUGGAACUUUAGUGGGUCGCAUAUCUGAUAGCUCUGUGGAAUAAUUACUGGAAACAACUAUGAAAAGAAACACCUUUUAUGUUGUUUCCCUAUA